Messenger RNA from Populus euphratica (Euphrates poplar), 1876 nucleotides. Its product is annotated as proline-rich protein 4. NCBI's taxonomy places the organism in Eukaryota, Viridiplantae, Streptophyta, Magnoliopsida, Malpighiales, Salicaceae. The coding region runs from base 99 to 1583 and encodes 494 amino acids. The record is from RefSeq and is a predicted model, not a curated record. The transcript has 2 exons.
UCUUCAGGGGUAACGAGCCCUUCAUGCUCUGUAUCAACAAUACUAAAAGGAGGCUUAUUACAGCUUCUGAGUUUGGCAUCUGAGUGUUGGUGUUCCCAAUGCGGAUUCUCCCCGUUUUUCGAGGAUCACUUCUGUGCUUCUACGUGUCCUUACUCUUUGCUGCAACUUUCUGCUAUGCCGGUGACAAGACAGUUGAGGUAGAUGGGUUAGCAGAAUGUGCAGAUUGUGCAGAGAGUAACAUUAAGACCGUUCAUGCCUUUUCAGGGCUUCGAGUGACAAUUGAUUGCAAGCCUGAAAAUGGAGAGUUCAAAACAAGAGGGUUUGGUGAGCUUGACGAAGAAGGGAAUUUCAAAGUGUCUCUUCCAAGUGAUGUUGUGAAGGAUGGGAAAUUGAAGGAGGAAUGCCAUGCACAGCUUCACAGUGCAUCAGCUGCACCAUGCCCGUCCCACGAUGGCCUAGAGUCCUCCAAGAUUGUCUUGAAGUCGAAAACUGAUGAGAAACACACAUUUGGGCUUGCAGGGAAACUGAAGUUUUCACCUGUGACUUGCACUUCAGCAUUCUUGUGGCCUCACUUCAAGUAUCCACCACUACCUAAAUUGCCUCCAUUGCCUAAAUGGAAACUUCCACCAUUGAAAGAUUUUCACCAUCCUUACCUUUUCCCACCUAAAGUCUUUCCUCCAUUCCCCCCGAAGGUCUUCCCACCUCUCCCACCAAAGGUCUUCCCUCCAAAGCCUUUUCCUCCACCACUUCCAGCCUACAAGAAGCCACUCCCACCUCCAGUUCCAAUCUACAAGCCAGUGCCAAAACCACCAGUUUUCAAGCCACCUCCGGUCCCAAUCUACAAGAAGCCACUCCCACCUCCAGUUCCAAUCUACAAGCCAGAGCCAAAACCACCAGUUUUCAAGCCUCCUCCGGUCCCAAUCUACAAGCCCAAACCACCAGUCUUCAAGCCCCCUCCCGUUCCAGUCUACAAACCAAAGCCAAAACCACCAGUGUUCAAGCCUCCUCCUGUCCCAAUCUACAAGCCAAAACCACCAGUCUUCAAGCCCCCUCCCGUUCCAGUCUACAAACCGAAGCCAAAACCACCAGUCUUCAAGCCCCCUCCUGUUCCAGUCUACAAACCAAAGCCAAAACCACCAAUCUACAACCCUCUCCCACCUCCUGUUCCCAUCUCCAAGCCUCUCCCUCCAAUCCCAAAGAUCCCUCCAUUUUAUAAGAAGCCAUGCCCCCCUCUUCCCAAGCUUCCCCCUCACCCCAAGAUUCCCCCAAUCUACAAGCCUAAACCACCAGUCUUCAAGCCCCCUCCUGUUCCAGUCUACAAACCAAAGCCAAAACCACCAAUCUACAAGCCUCUCCCACCUCCUGUUCCCAUCUCCAAGCCUCUCCCACCUCCUGUUCCAAUCUACAAGCCUCUCCCUUCAAUCCCAAAGAUCCCUCCAUUUUACAAGAAGCCAUGCCCCCCUCUUCCUAAGCUUCCUCCUCUUCCUAAGCUUCCUCCUCACCCCAAGAUUCCUUCAAAGUACCUCCACCACCCCAAGUUUGGAAAAUGGCCUCCCUUGCCACCAUAUUCUCCCAUUCAUUAGGCUAUAUUGCAGCUUUCUUACCUGCAAGAAUGAUGAAUGCUGCUUCUCCCAAUUAUUUAUGACUGCUAGUGUGAAGUUCUCUAUUCUGUACUGAAAUAAACCCUUCAAGAUAGGGAAAGAAAGCAAAAGAAGACAUCAUGGGGAGUGAAGAGCGGGGAUUGUUAUUUACUAAUUAUUACCUAUGUUGCCAAUGAAGUCAAAUUGAUUGUCUCUGUGAAUUUCCUCUUUUCUUAUUGACCUGUAAAUUUCAUCUUUCAAUGCCUUUGCAAUAAUAUUAUAUGUCAUUUCUGUUA